Messenger RNA from Saimiri boliviensis boliviensis (Bolivian squirrel monkey), 1525 nucleotides. RefSeq lists its product as uncharacterized. Gene Ontology annotation, molecular function: DNA-binding transcription factor activity, RNA polymerase II-specific; RNA polymerase II transcription regulatory region sequence-specific DNA binding. NCBI's taxonomy places the organism in Eukaryota, Metazoa, Chordata, Mammalia, Primates, Cebidae. The record is from RefSeq and is a predicted model, not a curated record. Gene Ontology annotation, biological process: regulation of transcription by RNA polymerase II. Gene Ontology annotation, cellular component: nucleus.
AGCAAGGACCCCGAAAGCAAAUGCCUGCAGACCCACCGUGGGGACGCCUGGGAGGCUGGGGCAUUCGUUUUACAGGACAGGACUGCAGUAACCACUGACCGCAAACGAGGGGGUAAAACCACAGAACCAGAAUUUGUUGCAUAUUUUAGGGCUCCGUAGUCUUUGAGGAUGUAGCUGUGAACUUCACCCCAGACGAGUGGGCUUUGCUGAGUCGUGCUCAAAGGCGCCUCUACAGAGACGUGAUGCUGGAGAACUUCAGGAACCUGGCCUCCCUAGGAGAAGAGUGGAACAGCCACAGCAUUGAAGAUCAGCGCAAGAAUCAGGUGACACAUUGGAGAAGUCAUGUCCCAGAGAUACUCUCAGAAACUAAUGAAAGUAAUCACUAUGGAGAAACUUUCGACCAGAUUCCAAAACUUAGUGAGCAUAAGGGUCUUGCAGCUGGAGUAAAAACCUACAAAAAGAACAAGUUUGAAAAAGCCAUCAUGGAUGCUUCAUCCCUAAAGAGUCGCAUAGCAGCAUGUCAACAUGGACAAAGACCCUAUCAGUGCAAGGAAUGUGGGGGAACUUUUCUCUGCUACUCAUCCUUUAGAGCACACGUCAGAGCUCACACUGAAGAGAAACCUUAUGCAUGUAAAGAAUGUGGAAAAGCCUUUAUAUACCUCUCCAAACUCAGAGCACAUAUAAGAACGCACACUGGAGAGAAACCUUACGAAUGUGAAAAAUGUGGGAAAACCUUUCGCUCUCCCUCAAAUCUUUGGACACACAAAGAAACGCAUACCGUAGAGAAACCCCACGCUUGUAAAGAAUGUGAGAAAGCUUUCUCUUCUCUCUCGUCACUUAGAAAACACCGGAAAGUUCACAGCACAGAGAAAGCCUAUGAAUGUAAGGAAUGUGGGAAAGCCUUCCUUCAUUCCUUCUACCUGAUCAUACAUGCCAGAAUGCACACUGGAGAAAAAGCCUACAAGUGUGUGGAAUGUGGGAAAGCAUACAGUUGGCCCUCAGACCUUAGGAUUCACAUGAGAACACACUCUGGAGAAAGGCCUUAUGAAUGUAAGCAGUGUGGAAAAUCCUUCAGCUCCCCCUCAUCCUUUAAGGGACACAUAAAAACUCACACUGGAGAGAAGCCCCAUGCCUGUAGGGAAUGUGGGAAAGCCUUCAGUAGUCCCUCAUACUUCAGAACACACGUGAGAAUUCACACUGGAGAAAAACCCUAUGUGUGUAAGCAAUGUGGAAAAGCCUUCAGUUGGUCAUCAUCUUUUCGGGGACAUUUGCAAACUCACAGUGGAGAGAAACCCUACGAAUGUAAGGAAUGUACAAAAGCCUUCAGUAGACACUCAUCCUUACAAAGACAUGUGAAAAUUCACACUGGAGAAAAACUCUCUAAAUGUAAGCAGUGUGGAAAAGCUUUUGGAGGUCUCCCAUCCCUAAAAAAACACAUGAAAACUCACACUGGAAAGAAACCCUAUGUUAAUAAGUAACGUGGCAAAGAUUCCAUGCAGAUGACUUACUGUACUGAAUAAAUUAA